Messenger RNA from Racocetra persica, 277 nucleotides. The record is from the annotation of a GenBank genome assembly. Lineage: Eukaryota; Fungi; Glomeromycota; Glomeromycetes; Diversisporales; Gigasporaceae.
AUGACUGCCGAAUUUUUACAAGAAAUUACUUUCCAUAAAUACCUAUUUAAUGCUUCAGAAACAGGAGAGCCAUUUGAGAUAUUUAUUGAUAUUAGAGAUUGCUUAAAUUACGAUUGGGAUCAAAUUAACUCUCAUAAGCAAUUGUCUUAUGCAGAAGGAAUCGUAGAUAUUUAUGGUAUUUCCCAAGAUCCUAAAACUAAGAAUUAUGUUAUGGUUAUGAGAUAUAUAAGUGGUGGUGAUAUGAGACAAUAUUCAAAAAUUGCUAAUAAGCAGUUGA